Messenger RNA from Sinocyclocheilus grahami, 1717 nucleotides. RefSeq names its product leiomodin 2 (cardiac) b (gene lmod2b). The coding region runs from base 299 to 1717 and encodes 472 amino acids. The transcript is spliced from 2 exons. Gene Ontology annotation, biological process: actin filament organization; muscle contraction; myofibril assembly. Gene Ontology annotation, molecular function: tropomyosin binding. The record is from RefSeq and is a predicted model, not a curated record. Lineage: Eukaryota; Metazoa; Chordata; Actinopteri; Cypriniformes; Cyprinidae. Gene Ontology annotation, cellular component: myofibril; cytoskeleton; striated muscle thin filament.
ACAUGAACAAUGCAGUCAGCAUUCACUUACAGGCCUCGCUGUGACCAUGUUGCGAGUUCACAUGCUGAUUGACUCCUGCCUCCCAAAAAAGCAUCGGCAUCAUGGGCUGGGGCUUUGUAUCAGGUCUCUCUGAUCCUGCUCUUAAGACACUUUCCAGCUGCCCACCACAGCACAUGAGCACUCAAUCUCGCUUACACCACUCGAAAGAUCCCAGACGCCAGAUCCCAGAAAGAUCUGAUGCACCAAUACUGAGACAAAUCCAAGACUUUUAAGACUCUGAGAAGACGACCGAGAGGCCAUGAGUACAUUCGGCUACAGGCGGGAACUGAGUAAGUAUGAGGAUUUGGAUGAAGAUGAGCUGUUGGCCUCGCUGACUGCUGAGGAGCUCCAGGAGCUGGAGAAGGAGUUGGCUGAUAUUGACCCAGACGACAACCUACCCAUUGGACUGCGACAGAGAGAUCAGACAGCUAAGACACGCACUGGAACAUUCAGCAGGGAAGCUCUUAUGAAAUACUGGGAAAACGAGACUCGAAAACUGUUGGAGGAGGAGAGGAUCGGAUCCACAAGCCCUAGACAGAAAGAUGAAGACAGCAGGGAAGAGGAGGAAUGCAUGACUGAGAGCAACAAUGAAGAAUCUGGGGAUGAAAAAGACGGGGCUGAAAAACGUGAGAAAGACAUACAAAAAUAUCUGGAAGCUGAACAAGACCAAGAAGAGGAAAGUGAACCAGAGGAGCCGAUAACAGAAGAAGAGGAUGUGGAAGAAGAUGAGGAGGAAGAGGAGGAGGAAGAAGAAAAAGAAGAGAACUGUCCUAAAAUAGCACCGACAUUGGAUUGUACCACUCACCCACAGCAGUGUUGGUCUUCCAAUGGUCAGUCCAAUCAGAGACAGGCAGAGCCUGUAAUACGAUACUCUCCACUGAUGAGUGAACCAAAAGUCAAAGUUCAGGAGCCCAGUCGCAUGUCAGGAAACCCUACUGUGGUGGACGAGGUUCUGGAAAAGAUCCUCACCAAUGACCCAGAUGCCACCGAGGUCAACCUCAACAACACUGAUAAUAUCUCCCAAGACACACUUAUCCGAUUUGCAGAAGCCUUAUGUUCGAACACACAUGUACAUUUUUUUAGCCUUGCCAACACACAUGCAGAUGACCAGGUGGCUUUUGCCAUUGCCAAGGUGCUGAGAGAAAACAGCAACAUCACAAAUCUUAACAUUGAGUCCAACUUCAUUACAGGGAAGGGUAUCCUGGCACUGGUGCAAGCCCUCACCCGAAACAGUACUCUUACGGAAAUGCGAUUUCACAAUCAGAGGCACAUUUGUGGAGGUCAAGUGGAAAUGGAGAUUGUAAAGUUACUGAGGGAGAAUACCACACUGAUAAAGUUGGGUUACCAGUUCGACCUUCCUGGCCCUCGUAUAAGCAUGACGACCAUUCUUACCCGCAACCAAGACCUCCAGAGACAGAAGAGAAUGCAGGAGCUGCGCCACCAGCAAGGAGGUGCAGCGAUGUCAACAAACCCAAGAACAGUCGCCCUUCAGAAGAGCACGACCACCUCUUCUCCUUACAGCUCCCCUUGGAGUUCACCAUGGUCAUCUCCAAAGUUACCACACAUUGAUAUGGCAAAGAAGAAUGCUCCCCCUGCUCCUCCACCACCACCACCACCACCAGCGUUAAGGAGACAGCCUUAUCAGCGGCGCGCGAGAUGCGAUGUCGCUGCAUUAUAA